Messenger RNA from Lolium rigidum, 1517 nucleotides. RefSeq lists its product as uncharacterized. Gene Ontology annotation, biological process: regulation of transcription by RNA polymerase II. The record is from RefSeq and is a predicted model, not a curated record. The transcript is spliced from 2 exons. Bases 313 to 1266 code for a protein of 317 amino acids. Gene Ontology annotation, cellular component: SAGA complex. NCBI's taxonomy places the organism in Eukaryota, Viridiplantae, Streptophyta, Magnoliopsida, Poales, Poaceae. Gene Ontology annotation, molecular function: transcription coactivator activity.
UCCAAAUUGACACUGCUGCUCUGUUCGUCGCGACGACGGGAAUAAAUUUGGGAGGAGAAAAAUUCCCCAAUUGCGGCGGCCGCAGCACAACCAAAAACAAAAUCCAUUCUAUCCGCUGAAUUCGCAUUAGGUUCGUCGAAUUCGGCUCGGGCGUCCAGCCUCUCCGAUCCAGAUUCCCGCUUCCAGGAUACUUCUUGACGCCAGCCCUCCGUCCGGGGAUUGCCGGAGCUCCACGCGGUUGUUCGGCGGCGAGCAGCUAGGGUUUGCUCUCGUCUUCGGGGAGCUGCCACAUUUGGCGUGGUUCCUUCCAAGAUGCAGCCGUCCAGGAAAGUUGCUCGGGUCGACACGGCCGAGAUCAAGUCUCGGCUAGUCGGGAAGAUCGGGCACCAGCGCGCCGACCUCUACUUCCACAGCCUCAAGAAGUUCCUUGGGUUUCAGCUUGGGAAGAGCGAGUUUGACAAGAUCUGUGUGACUGCACUGGGGAAGGAGAACAUUAAGCUUCACAACUUCCUCGUCCGGUCGAUCCUCGGCAAUGCUUGUAUGUCCCUGGGGCCGCCGCCCAGCAGGCAGACGCCCACUGGGAAUUCACAGACUAGCACCGUGACGAACGGGCCGUUGGCAAGUGGCGUGCCGCUGGCGAGGAGGGUGCGGCCAGUGGGUAGCCGGGACAGGAGGUUCGGAGAUAAGCCGAGUCCGCUUGGAAAGUCCCCUCUUGGUCAUCCAGGGGCCGGGGAGUUUGUGUCCGUGGAGGAAGGCGAGGAGGUUGACCAAGCCAGGGGAAGCCCGGUGUGUGUGCAGAGUCAGAGCCCGAUCAGGGCUCCGCUGGGAAUCCCCCCCAAGGCUCAGAAUUCUCAGCCUCCGACCUCUUAUGCUUCAGAGGUCUGCUACAGCAAUGGUGAAUUGCCAGAUACACAGUACCUGUCGAAGCUACUUGAGAACAAGCUCAAGGCCGAAGGCCUUAGCAUAUCCCUAGACUGUGCUGAUUUGCUGAACUCUGGGAUGAAUGUGUACAUAAGUCAGAUGCUCAAGUCUUGUUUGGGUGUUGCCAAAGCAAGAGGAAACACAACUAGGACACGUGGAGCUAAUGGGAGCGCUGCUGCUGCUGCAAAUGGCGGGAGGAAUAAUGGCUUUGCUUCAGAUUUAGGCUGCUCCUACCAAGCUUCACUGCUAGAUCUUUGCACAGCCGUACAGUCUAAUCCUCAGUUACUGGGGUGCGACUAUGCCAGGCAAUACGAGAAGAUAACUUCUCACCUUCUUGACAACUAAAUGGCGGCAGCUAUUUUUCUCACAGAACUUCAUCAAUUGUUAUGGUUGGCAGAGUGAGCAAUCCUUUGCCAUAGAUUGGUGUUAUAGAAAUCUACAGCUAGUUAGCUUGAGGUGAAGUAGAUUUUGACUGCCAUAGAGCUGAGGGGGGUACCCCAGUGUUUUUGGUUAGGAUGAUACAUCUUGGGAUUUCAGUACAUCAUAGUGCGCUUUCAUUACUUGUGAUUAUUCACAUAAUAAAAAGUUUCUGCCAA